Messenger RNA from Ooceraea biroi (clonal raider ant), 1928 nucleotides. Its product is annotated as UDP-glucuronosyltransferase 2B1. Gene Ontology annotation, molecular function: UDP-glycosyltransferase activity. The record is from RefSeq and is a predicted model, not a curated record. Lineage: Eukaryota; Metazoa; Arthropoda; Insecta; Hymenoptera; Formicidae.
UUGAUUAGUACGUUUGUCACAACGAUGUCGAGAUGGUCAGUUUUUCCUUUUUUUCUUGUAAUAGCGCUCAUGACUACGUCGACAGCUUCGCUGUCGAUUUUGCUGAUCGAGUCCUUCAUGACGACUAGUCAUCACAUCUGGGCAAUGACUUUGGUAAAAGGACUACUCCAAGAAGGUCAUCGUGUACAUGUGAUGAGCAUUCACGAAGCCAACAUUGAAGAUAAUUUGGCGCAGAAUUUGACAUACGCUAUUUUCGAAGAUGUGAUGAAAGAGAUACGCGAAACCAGUGGUCACAACUUUAUUGAAUGGAUGGACUUCAGUGUAUUUUACAUGAUAUAUUUUGAAUAUUCUUGGGGUAUCAAUACGUGUGAAAAAAUAAUCCAAACCAAAGCAGCGAAGGAGCUUUUAGAAAUGAUUAAACACCAUGAAUUUGACGUUAUAGUGCAGGACAUUACGUUACAUCAAUGCUUAUAUGGAUUGUGGCAGGUAGCAAAAGCUAAAACACCUAUAGUGGGAUUUAUCCCGUUCGGCCCUGCACCCUGGCUGAAGGAAUACACCGAUUGCCCGAAUUAUCCAAAUAUGCGACCUUAUGGGUAUGCAGCGGUCAUGAGACCUGCGAAUCUUUGGCAAAGAACGUUAAAUGUUCUUUAUUACAUCAUAGACGAUUUUAUCCGACACUAUUAUUUCUUGCCCGCUUCUCAACGGCUUGCCGAGCAAUACGUAGGUCACAAAAUCAAGCCAUUACGUGAAUUAGAGAAAACGAUUAGGAUCGUGUUGAUAAAUAGUCAUUUCACAUUUGACAAUGGGAUUCCGUUGCCGCCAAACGCCAUAGAGGUUGGUGGGAUGCACGCUCAAGUGCAGUCAGUCAUUGGGGUAGAUGCAAGUCACUACGAGAGUAUGUCUAAAUUUCUUGAUGAAGCAGAAAAUGGAGUUAUCGUAAUAUCGUUGGGAACGAAUGUAGAUUGGAAACAUAUCGGAUUAAAUAAACUGAGAGCUGUCGUGUUGGCUCUGUCAAAAUUGAAACAACAAGUACUUUGGAAGUUAAAUAUUGAUGUGCCAGUCAAAAUGCCGGACAACGUGAUGGCCGUUAAAUGGCUUCCCCAAAAUGAUGUUUUGAAUCAUAAGAACGUAAAAGCAAUCUGGUCGCACGGCGGUCUUCUCAGCCUGCAGGAAGCUAUCUGGAAAGGUAUACCAGUGGUCGGGAUGCCUUUCAUCUUGGAGCAAAGAUAUGAAAUGGAGAAGUUAAUAGCCAAAGGUGCAGGUAUACGAUUGGAUUUUAACACAUUAUCCAUGCAAUCCAUACUGAAUGCACUUGAAGAAAUAGUUUACAAUAAGAGUUAUACGGAAAAUAUGAAACGAUUGUCUAAUGAAUAUCGAGAUCGUUCAUUGCCGCCGUUGGAUCUAGCGAUUUGGAGUAUUGAAUACGUCGUUCGCAAUCCGAAUGGAAAUUUAGCAUCGCCAAUUAGAUCCCAAAGCUGGAUGGAGAAAAAUCUGAUCGAUGUCUAUGCAAUUUUGUUUUUUGCUCUUGUCGUAAAGUUGUUAUUUGAUUUCUUUGUACUGAAAAUGCUGUAUAAUUAUUUUUGCAAAAGCACUCCAUCUAAAUCACGUAAAGACAAACAAAUGUAAAUUGUUAAGAGUAUUAUUAAUGUUAUUCACAUUACUACUUUAGGUGAACGGAAUUUGUAAGCAAUUUAUGUGUUAUAAGUAGUAACUCCUUUUCUUAUCAUUAAUUUGAUAAGAUGGAAUCUGUAUCUAAAUAUGAAUAUCAUAAUGAUAGUAGAGUGAUAAUACAAAUGUCGAGAGGGAUAAUUUAUAAUGCAUAUUUAUAUAUUGUUCGUACAAUUCGUGCCAAUUAUACCUAACUAUUAAUAAUGAAAGCGCUUUUGGUUUAUGGCAGUUGUACUAAAUAAAACAUUUAUAUUGUAUAA